AUGGACUUGGAGCUUCUAGGCUGGAUUUUGGGUGUGGGGUCCCUGCUUAUCAUCAGCACCAACCUCCUGGUGGCUGCCGCUCUCAUCCUGCUCAUCCGCAGAAGAGGUGGCCAAAGCUGGUGUUUUGUGCUGAACCUGGCACUGGCAGAUGCCCUGGUGGGUGUUGCCAUCACGGGUGUGGCCGCCACUGCCGUCACUGCCCGAACCACACAGACCCACAAGACCAAAUGCCUGAUGUGCAUGGCUUUUGUCACUUCGCCUACAGCAGCAUCCAUUCUCACCAUGUUCCUCAUUUCCCUGGACCGCUAUGUGGCCAUCAAGUUCCCCUUGCGCUACUCCUGGAUUUCGGGUCCGCGCACAACAGCUGGCGCCCUGAGUGUCCUUUGGCUGCUCUCCUUCAUGGUGGGCUUCCUGCCAGGGAUGGUGCAUCAGAUGCAGCAGAGCCAGUACGACGGCAACUGCACCUUCUUCUCCGUUAUCCAGCCCAAGGCCAUCAUCCUAGUGUUCUGCACCUGCUUCUUCCCCGUCCUCUCGGUUUUCAUCUACUUCUAUCUGGAUAUCCUCAAGAUCGCCUGCGGCCACCAGAGGCAGAUCCGCCGCGCCCGACAGGCUGGCUCAGCCAUGCCUCCACAUAAUCGUUUUGGAUGUCACCUCAAGGCCUUGAGGACGGUGGCGCUGCUGGUGGGCUGCUUCGUCCUCUCCUGGAGUCCUUUCUUCAUUGUUAGUGUGGUGCAGGUGCUGUGUCAGGCCUGCACUUUGUACAGCCUUAUUGAGAAAGACCUUUGGCUUCUGGGGUUGUCCAACUCGCUGAUCAACCCGCUGGUGUAUGCAUUCUGGCAAAGGGAAGUUCGCCAGGAGCUAUGUGCCAUGUGCGGCAGACUCACACAUGCAGCACCUCUCUCAGCCUUCAGGGGAUGCACUGAGCACAAUUUACCUACUGAGUCAUCGGGGGUGCGAGGUUCUCUCACCCCUGCCCUGCCACAGUCUCUUAGAGGAGAAGAGCAUCGUACCAGCACAGAGGUUACAGCUUCAACCUCCUUCUAA
Messenger RNA from Scleropages formosus (Asian bonytongue), 1044 nucleotides. It is a transcript of the gene gpr119, whose product is annotated as G protein-coupled receptor 119. The transcript has a single exon. The record is from RefSeq and is a predicted model, not a curated record. Lineage: Eukaryota; Metazoa; Chordata; Actinopteri; Osteoglossiformes; Osteoglossidae. Bases 1 to 1044 code for a protein of 347 amino acids. Gene Ontology annotation, cellular component: membrane. Gene Ontology annotation, biological process: G protein-coupled receptor signaling pathway. Gene Ontology annotation, molecular function: G protein-coupled receptor activity.